GAUUUUCAACGGACGAAAUGGUGCCGACGAUGCCGCCUGAUUCGCAUAAAAUUUCACUGAAAAUCAUCGAAGCGAUAAAACAACACCCAGUUUUAUAUAGUGCCGAAGUGAAGGGCUCUUCGGUUAAGCUUCAGGAGUUCAGACAGAAAGUCUGGAAGAGGAUUUCCGAUGAACUUGGUCUCGAUCCCACCUGGGUGAGACUAAGAUGGAAAAAUUUGAGAGAUACGUAUUGUCGCAUAUUAAAAUAUAAGAAUAAGACAGAAAAAGGAGUUCGUAGAAAAAAAUGGAUUUUUGAGGAUCAUCUUAGCUUUCUAAAAUUCCCGUACGAGUCUGAUUAUCAGGCACAAAGUAUAGAAUUAACAGAAGAUUACAUUCAAGAUAUAAAUGCCGGUGGAAUCAGUUCUGAAGGUCUUUUAGAGCAACUGGAAGAUCGUAAUGAUGAAGAUUACAGUGAAUAUUUGGAGGUUUUAGAGGAAACAACUGCAGAUCCAAUCUUAGGUCGUGAUUCUAUGGAAUUGACUGAUAAUGGGGAUGGUGUAUUCAAAACCGUAGAUGUAGAAGAUACAACGCAACAUGAUAUUGAUAUGUAUGCGCAACAAAUUCAAUCAAAAUUUAGAAAAAUAAGACCAAAAAAGAUGAAAGUUGAACCAGCAGAAAUACCUACAACUUAUAGUAUUUUGAAAACUCCUUUCACAAAAAGAACAGUGGAUACACCAGUUUUUGUGACUGCACCAGUUGCGAGCAGUCCUAAUAAAAAUAAUUCUACAGGAGAAGAUGUACAGAAUAAUUAUGAUCAAGUCUACUUAGCACCAGAGGGAAAAAGCAGUAUAGAACUCUUUUUUGAUAGCAUGGCACAAACUGUUAAGCGACUUCCAGCAAAAGCGCAAGCAGAUAUUAAAAUGAAUAUCUGUAAAAUUGUAACAGAAGCAGAACUUAGAUAUUCUGGACGUAAUACACCGCAAAGUACUCAACAAUUUAUAGCACCACCUGGAAUGAUUCCUAAGUUAGUUCUUAUUCCAUGUAACAUGAUUGACAAACAAAACAAUAAGGGUUGACAAUUUUCAGUGUAAAUUUCUUUGAAGUCAGAGGUAUUGUGAUAUAUUGUAAAAUAAAGUCUUCUAUAAUCAGGAGAUCAGAAGAUCGUAACAAACAUAGAAGAAAAAGGGCAACAAUUGCAUCAAUGAAAGUGUUCCAAUAAAGACGAUUUUUGUAAUUAGUGUGGUAUUUCCAGUUUUGUAACAUAUAUUGAUAAAGUUAAAUGUACAUAGGUGUUGUCAUUAUAUCUUAAGCUGUUGUUAUACAUGAAUUUACUUAUUUUAAU
This is a messenger RNA of Dufourea novaeangliae, 1321 nucleotides long. RefSeq lists its product as uncharacterized. Gene Ontology annotation, cellular component: transcription regulator complex; nucleus. Gene Ontology annotation, molecular function: DNA binding. Bases 18 to 1055 code for a protein of 345 amino acids. The record is from RefSeq and is a predicted model, not a curated record. NCBI's taxonomy places the organism in Eukaryota, Metazoa, Arthropoda, Insecta, Hymenoptera, Halictidae. Gene Ontology annotation, biological process: regulation of transcription by RNA polymerase II. The transcript has 4 exons.